CAUUUUUCAACAAUCUCGAAGGAACUUCCCAUUGACCGCACCUAUCACGAAGUAUCUCAAAAUGAACGUUUUCGAAAAGAAGACUUGCCAGACCGCACGGGGUUACACCUACACCUACUACACGUCUGAAGGCGACAGAUCUCUUCCGACCCUGUUGUUUCAGCAUGGCUGGCCCGAUCACGCCGAGAUGUGGAAGGGUAUUGCGGAACGUCUCAUUGAUACCGAGUUCUCCAUCAUUAUUCCAGAUAUGCUUGGCUACGAUGGUACCGACAAGCCGACCGGUCCAGCCGAGUACAGGUGGGAUGUAAUGACGAAGGAUCUCAUUGACAUCAUCGACACCGAAAAGGUCGACAAAGUGAUCUCUAUCGGCCAUGAUUGGGGAUCUGCAUGUGCAGCCCGUCUCUAUAACUACUAUCCCGGUCGCGUCGCUGGCUGCGUGUUCCUCAAUGUUCCCUACUAUGCCCCAAGUCGUCAGCCUUUUGAUCUUGAUGAGAUGAUCAGGAUGACGGAGGAAGCUUUUGGCUAUGGAGUCUUCCAUUAUUGGAAACUGUUUGCGGAUCGAGAUGGUGGAAAAGUUCUCACAGACAACGUUGAGCGUCUCUACCCUUGCCUUCACGGCACAGGCAAUACAAUGAAACGCUUCUUCUGUGUCCCAGACGCUAUGCGACAACACCUCACUAGCAGCGACCCAGAUCCAGAACUCCGGCCUUAUGCCCAGGAUCCAAAGUUUCGCCAGGACUUCAUCGACAGGAUGCGCCGUGACGGCUUCGACGCACCGCAGUGCUGGUAUCGCGCUUUCAAGGAACAGCAGCACCUGUGUGAUAAAGAACUUCCUGAAAGCAGAGACAAGGUGAAUGUUCCAGUUCUCUACAUUGGAGGAAAAGAAGACGCCACAUGCCGUUCUGAGGCGAUGUAUCCGGCGAUCCAGGCUGGGUUGUUGCCGCAUUUAGAUCAGAAGCCUCUGUUGGACGCCUCGCACUGGACACCAUACGAGAAGCCAAAUGAGAUCGCGGAGCUUUUCAAAGAAUGGCUAAGCAAGAACUACACAGUAUAA
This is a messenger RNA of Alternaria alternata, 1054 nucleotides long. Its product is annotated as epoxide hydrolase-like protein. Gene Ontology annotation, molecular function: hydrolase activity. Bases 62 to 1054 code for a protein of 330 amino acids. The transcript has 2 exons. Lineage: Eukaryota; Fungi; Ascomycota; Dothideomycetes; Pleosporales; Pleosporaceae. The record is from RefSeq and is a predicted model, not a curated record.